AUCAGGUUACCAGACGAUGAAGAGCAGCUCGUCAGAUGAGAGCAAACUGUCCCGUGACCCUCAGAGACCAAUUAGCUCGUCGGAGACAACAGGUGAUAGUGAGCAGAGGUGCUGAGAAUGAUGGACCAUCUCAGCGAGGCGUGUCUGGGCAAGGAGAACUCCGAGCUGGUCAACAGCAUGGCCGAGGCCAAGGCCCCCCCGGCCAAGCUGCUCCGGCUGGAGCAGAACGGCAGCCCCCUGGGCCGGGCCCGGCUGGGCAGCACCGGGGCCAAGCUCGCCGGGGUCCCGUACAAGCCCACCGGCCACCUGCUGAAGACCUGCCACAAGAGAGGCAACAUGCUGCCCGUGUUCUGCGUGGUGGAGCACUACGAGAACCCCAUGGACUUCGACAGCAAGGAGGAGCACGCCGAGUUCGUGCUGGUGCGUAAGGACAUGCUCUUCAACCAGCUGAUCGAGAUGGCCCUGCUGUCGCUGGGCUACUCCCACAGCUCGGCGGCUCAGGCCAAAGGCAUGAUUCAGGUGGGGAAGUGGAACCCUGUCCCCCUGUCAUACGUGACAGACGCCCCGGACGCCACAGUGGCCGACAUGCUGCAGGACGUCUACCACGUGGUCACGCUCAAGAUCCAGCUCCACAGUUGUCCUAAGCUGGAGGACCUGCCACCUGAGCAAUGGAGCCACUCUACAGUAAGAAACGCCCUCAAGGAGUUACUCAAAGACAUGAAUCAGAGCUCUCUGGCUAAAGAAUGUCCCUUAUCACAGAGUAUGAUUUCCUCCAUUGUGAACAGCACUUACUAUGCAAAUGUGUCGGCGGCGAAGUGUCAGGAAUUUGGGCGCUGGUAUAAACAUUUCAAGAAGACAAAAGAUAUGAUGGGCAUGCGCCAACCCUCCCAGCUUGAGGGCUACCUGGGUACGUGUGUCCUCCGUGAGAGCCCGCGUGCCAAUGCAUUAGCUGAGAUGGACGGCCUGGCUGACCUGUCCCCCCCCAGCUCCAACCACAACCACAACCACCUGAGCUUCUCCCAGCAGCAGCAGCCCAUCCCCGGCAGCACCGCGGACCAGACGCCGUCCUCUCCGGUGCCGCCGCUGCCUCACGCUCCGCCCUCUCACGGCGGCGGCGGCCAGGCAGGAGGCCGGCAGCCCCAGAUCCCCGGCAUGCACCACCCGGGCCUGGUGUCCACGCCCAUCAGCCCCCAGCUGGUCAACCAGCAGCUGGUGAUGGCGCAGAUCCUCAACCAGCAGUACGCGGUGAACCGGCUGCUGGCCCAGCAGUCCCUGUCCCAGCAGUACCUCAACCACCCCCCCGUCAACCGCAGCUCCCACAACAAGCCGCUGGAGCCGCAGCUGGGCUCCAACACCGAGGUCUCCAUGGAGAUCUACCAGUGGGUGAGGGACGAGCUGAAGCGAGCCGGCAUCUCUCAGGCCGUCUUCGCCCGCGUGGCGUUCAACAGGACCCAGGGCUUGCUCUCUGAGAUCCUGCGGAAGGAGGAGGACCCGAAGACGGCGUCGCAGUCGCUGCUGGUCAACCUGCGCGCCAUGCAGAACUUCCUGCAGCUGCAGGAGAUCGAGCGCGACCGCAUCUACCAGGACGAGCGCGAGCGCAGCCUGACCGCCGCCUCCGCCAUGGGCGCCGCUCCGCUCAUCAGCACGCCGCCCAGCCGCCCCGUGCAGCCCCGGAGGGAAGACUGUAACAGCGUGCGGCCCGAGGACUGGAAUCCCCGGAUCCCUGUGGGCAUUUCCCCUGUGAAGCCGUCUCCUCUGCCCAGCGAGUGGAACGGGAAGACGGAGAGCUGCAUCCUCAACAUCAACUCCACCAUCUACGACGAGAUCCAGCAGGAGAUGAAACGGGCCAAGGUCUCCCAGGCGCUGUUCGCCAAGGUGGCCGCCUCCAAGAGCCAGGGCUGGCUCUGUGAGCUGCUCCGCUGGAAGGAGGAUCCGUCCCCGGAGAACCGGACGCUCUGGGAGAACCUCUCCAUGAUCCGACGCUUCCUGAGCCUGUCGCAGGUGGAGCGCGACGCCAUCUACGAGCAGGAGAGCAGCGCCGGGCAGCAGCAGCAUCACAGCGAGCGGCCGGCGCACCUGAUGCACAUCUCCAGUGAGCAGCUGCAGGCAAAACCGGCUCAGUCGCUCCAGCCCCAGCAGCAGCACCAGGCCUCCCUCUCUCUCCAGCACCCCUGCCAGCCCCUGUUGUCCCAGCAGCCUUUGCAGCACCUGCAGCCCAACGCCGGCCCCCGGCUGCCGCCCCGCCAGCCCUCCACCGCCUCUCCGGCCGAGAUGGAGGACGAGUGCGGCCGCGGGGGGGGCAUCAAGUCCCGCACGGGCGGCGGGAAGAUCUCCCUGGAGGCGCUGGGCAUCCUGCAGAGCUUCAUCCAGGACGUGGGCCUGUACCCGGACGAGGAGGCCAUCCACACGCUGUCCGCCCAGCUGGACCUGCCCAAGCUCACCAUCAUCAAGUUCUUCCAGAGCCAGCGCUUCUACGUCAACCACCCGGCCAAGGCGGCGUCCAAGGAGCCCGGGAGCAACCACCACCACCACCACCACCACCACCACAGCAGCACGGCGGCCACCACCAACACCACCAGCAGCAGCAGCGGCAGCAGCAGCAGCAGCAGCCCCCCCGCCUUCGAGGAGGAGCUGACGGACUUCCGGGAGGGGGGGGCGGAGCUUCUGAAGGAGCUGGAGGAGGGCACGCAGACCAACAACACCAUCUUCUCCAUCAAGAUCGAGGAGCAGCUGGGCCGCGGCGCCGAGGCUCAGUGCGAGUCCGAGGCCAAGGAGUAG
This is a messenger RNA of Limanda limanda (common dab), 2778 nucleotides long. It is a transcript of the gene satb1b, whose product is annotated as SATB homeobox 1b. The record is from RefSeq and is a predicted model, not a curated record. Gene Ontology annotation, biological process: chromatin remodeling; regulation of transcription by RNA polymerase II. NCBI's taxonomy places the organism in Eukaryota, Metazoa, Chordata, Actinopteri, Pleuronectiformes, Pleuronectidae. Gene Ontology annotation, molecular function: RNA polymerase II cis-regulatory region sequence-specific DNA binding; DNA-binding transcription factor activity, RNA polymerase II-specific. Bases 118 to 2778 code for a protein of 886 amino acids. The transcript is spliced from 14 exons.